CAAAAGUUGACAUAACUUCCAAUUAAUUUUCCACAAUAAACAUCCGUGUUUUGCAAGAAAAUGCUCCGGGAGUUUUACAAUGGAUUGCCUGAACGUUGCUGAGUGGUCCCCGGCUCAAGUGGAAGGAUGGCUGAAAGGUCUGGGUGCGCCAGUGGGCGGGUACGCUGCAGGGCUGCGCGCGCGCGGGCUGGACGGCGCCAAGCUGCUGAUGCUGCGCUGCGACGACCUGGAGCACCUCGGCAUGCCCACCAUCGGCCACCAGGAGCUGCUGCUGGAGGCUGUUGAGCAUCUCCGCAACUUUCAAUAUGAGACCUCACGCGAGUGCGUGCAGCAGAUGGCGCUGCGAGUGUCCGUGGCGGCCACCGGGCUCGCCCGGGCCCUGGCCGGCGGCUGCGAGCGGCUCGAGACACAGGCGCUUAUGGACGUAGCCCGCGCAGUGGCGGCUGUCAAGGCGCUGGUAUGCUGGCUGGCCCGCUUCCCGAUGUCGGGCGGCGUGCUCCGGGACCGCGCGGCGCACCUGCUGGGGCUCUGCCUGGAGGCGGCCACCUGCGCGCAGCGCGACCGCUUCGCGGAGCAGCCCGCGCGGACCGUCGCCUCCGCCGCCGCCGCCGCCGCCGCCUCCGCCGACACCAUCCUGCAGCACGUGUCGGACUCGUUCGUGCUGGCGCCGGCGACGCUGGAGACGGUGUCGCUGCGCCAGGCCGGCAAGCCGCUCGGCUUCUCCGUGCUGCCCUCUCUGAGCGGGCACCUGCAGCUGGCCAACAUCCGCUUCGGCUCCCCGGCGCACGCCUCGGGGGCCGUCCACGAGGGCGACGAGAUCGUGCAGGUCGGCGGGCAGUGCGUGGUGGGCUGGAGCGGGCCCGCCGUGGAGCGCGCGUGCGCGGAGCGGGCGAGGGGCGGCGGCGAGCUGCCGCUGCGGCUGCGCAGGCGCGGCGCGAGAGUGUGCGUGCAGACGCGCAGGGACAGGUGCGCGCGGGGGUGGGGGGAGACGCCCCCGUGCCCGCGGCGGUGUGUAACCCGCGGUGUGUGUGUGUGCAGGAAGCUGUGCGGCGGCCGCCUGGAGCCGGAGCCCGGGCUGACGCUGGCGCCGCCCGCGCCCGCGCCGGCGCCCGGGGACUCCUCCGACGAGGAGCCCGCGUCCCCCACGCUCCCGCUGGACCGCAGGAUGUACCCGCCGCCGCCGCGCGCGCCGACGGCGCGGCGCCACUCCGUGAGCGGCGGCAGCCCCGCCGCCCGGCGCCACCGCCGCGGCCUCGAGCAGCUGUGGUGCUCCCUGCAGCAGGCGCGCGUCGACCUGCACUACCGCCGCGACAAGGCGGUGUCGUGCAGCACGGGGUUGGAGCUGUCGCCGCGGCCGCCGACGGGUCCGGCCGGAGCCCCGCCGGAGCCGCCGCCGCGGCCCCCGCCCCGGCGCGACGAGCGCCCGCGCGGCAAGCUCGACAAGAGCCACUCCACGCCCGCAUACGACUUCCACGCCGAGCCGCCCGGCCCGCUGACGCAGCAGGUGAUCCCCGAAUCCCCGACGACGCCUGCCGACUCGCCGACAGUGUUCGUGCACUCCGCCGAGAAGGCCGACCAGAUCCUCGACUUCAAGAAGUCCAGCUCGCAGAUCGGAGAGGCCAUCCUGCAGAAGAGGCGGCUCACGGACGAGAGGAACGAGUUCGCGUUCGGCGAGGCCGAGCCUGGUCCCGAAACGGUUGAGGCUGUCAAUGUCAGCGUCGAGGCCCAAGGUCGCGUGCGGCGACUGUCGGCUAAGAGUCCACAGGAGGAGCGCUCGCCGUCCGUGAGCGAGGCCGUCCGCAACAUCCAGGAGUCGCCGGGGCGGGCGCCGCCCCCUCCCCUGCGGCCCGCCCCCUCCCCCGCGCGGCCCCGCCCCGCGCCGCCGCCCUACCCCGCGCUGCGCCCCGUGCCGCCCGAGCCCCGCCCGGCCGGCCCGCCCCGGCCGCACGGGAUCGACGCGUCGCAGAUAUCCGUCCCGCUCCGGCACCUGACGCGGCACGAGCUGCGAGUGCCCCCGGCGGAGCCCCCGCCGCCGGGCCCCGCGCCGCGCGGCCCGCGGCCCGAGGCGCCCGGCCCGCGGCCCGAGGCGCCCGCCGCGAGCGACGCGCCCACCCGCGGCAUCUUCCCCACCUCCAAGUCCAAGAGCUUGAAGAAGAAGAACUCCCUUCUCGCCAAGCGUCGCGGCGUCGCGGCGCGCGCGCUGGCGGGCGGCGCGGGCGGCGCCGUGUGGCAGCGCGUGCGAGCCCGCGGGCAGCAGCAGGCACGCUGGGCGAGGCGGCACUUGCUGCUCGCCGACACCACGCUGUACGCCUACAGGAGCCCCGACGGCGCCCGCGCGGAUUGCAUGAUCCAGCUAGCGGGCUUCACUGCUGCCGCAGCAGGGGAGGUGAAGUCGCGGCCGCACGCGUUCAAGGUGUACCACACCGGGACCGCCUUCUACUUCGCGUGCGACAGCGCCGACGCCACCCGCGCCUGGCUCGACCUCAUCACCCGCGCCACGCACGACCAGCCCGCGCCCCUAUCUGCGGACCUACCGAAGCAGUACUCGGAGACGGACUACUCAACGGACUCGGACAUCGAGGCCGAGAGGCCGAGGGACCGCGACCGCGACAACAAGGAGAAGGACAAGUCCAAGUUCGGCUCGCUCAAGAAACUGACAAAUCGCAUGCAGAGGAGCGAGUCGACGGAGACGGUGGCGGCGGCGAGCCUCGACCGCAAGUACCUGCGCUUCUUCUCGCGGAACAAGAACAAACACGACAAAAAGAGCAAGCAGUCCCUGGUGCCGGUGCCGACGGAGCACUACCGCAGCUACCGGCGGCCGUCACAGUCGCAGGCCGAGUCCUCGCCGGCCUCCCCGGCCUCCGCGGCCUCCCCGGCCCCCGCGGCCUCCCCGGCCUCGCAGCCCCCGCCGGCCUCGCCGCCGCAGCCCCCGCAGGCGCCGCUGCUGCAGGCCCCACCCGCGCCGCCGAGGAAGCCGCAUAAUUAUAUGCACGCUUCUAAUCCCAAUUUACUGGAGUUCGGCAACAACGACAUCGUGGCGCCCCGCAUGUUCCCCCCGCGGCCGGCGCCCGCCUCCUUCUCGGGCUUCGUGACCCUCGAGGAGUUCAUGCUGCAGAAGCAGGAGGAGGACCGCCGCGAGCUGUACACCAACCGCGUGCUGCUGGGCGUGGAGGCGGGCUCGCUGCGGCGGCGGCUCGACCGGGUCGUGCCCGACGUGCUGUACGGCACCUCCCGGCUCGAGCCCGAGCACAGGCUACAACAGGGUGCCGCCGGGCGUGGAGGCGGGCUCGCUGCGGCGGCGGCUCGACCGGGUCGUGCCCGACGUGCUGUACGGCACCUCCCGGCUCGAGCCCGAGCACAGGUGACUACAACAGGGUGCCGCCGGGCGUGGAGGCGGGCUCGCUGCGGCGGCGGCUCGACCGGGUCGUGCCCGACGUGCUGUACGGCACCUCCCGGCUCGAGCCCGAGCACAGGUGACUACAACAGGGUGCCGCCGGGCGUGGAGGCGGGCUCGCUGCGGCGGCGGCUCGACCGGGUCGUGCCCGACGUGCUGUACGGCACCUCCCGGCUCGAGCCCGAGCACAGCCCGGAGCCUCCCGCGGCCGCGCCGCGCACGCUCGGCGCGCACGUGUCGCACGGGUCGCACGGCGCGCACGUGUCGCACGGGUCGCACGGCGCGCACGUGUCGCACGGGUCGCACGGCGCGCACGUGCAGGCGCGCUCGCUGCCGCGCACGCCGCCGCCGCGCGUGGCCGCGCGCCCCGCCCGCGACCUCAAGCCCAUCUCCGUCAAGGGCAAGGACGGAUACGAGAAGAUAGUGUACACGGAGGAGAAGCCGGCCGGAGCCGAGCGCAUGCGCCGGCCGUCGCCGCCGCCGCCCGGCCCCGGGGACCGCGACCCCACCGUCAGGCACGAUAAGGGCCCGAGCGGCGCGCGGCGCGUGGCCCCGCUGCAGACCUCGCCCGCGCCCUUCACACAGGCGCCGGACAGUGUGCCGGUGUCGGGCGCGGGCGUGUCGCGGCUGCGGCUCAUGUUCGGCCGCAGCGCGCCGCGGGACGGCUCCAGGCAGGAGCCGUCGCCCCCGACGACGGCGGCGAGCUCGGAGUGGGCGUGGCGCACGCCGCACUACCCGCACCUGCAGUGCCCGCCCACGUUCGUGCCGGAGACGUACUCGCUGGCCGCCGCCGCGCGCCGCCCGCGCCCGCCGCCCUCCUGA
This is a messenger RNA of Cydia amplana, 4216 nucleotides long. RefSeq lists its product as uncharacterized. NCBI's taxonomy places the organism in Eukaryota, Metazoa, Arthropoda, Insecta, Lepidoptera, Tortricidae. Gene Ontology annotation, molecular function: protein binding. The record is from RefSeq and is a predicted model, not a curated record. Bases 80 to 4216 code for a protein of 1378 amino acids. The transcript is spliced from 23 exons.